This is a messenger RNA of Coprinopsis cinerea okayama7#130, 2001 nucleotides long. RefSeq names its product serine-type endopeptidase. Gene Ontology annotation, molecular function: serine-type endopeptidase activity. The record is from RefSeq and is a predicted model, not a curated record. Bases 1 to 1500 code for a protein of 499 amino acids. The transcript is spliced from 3 exons. Gene Ontology annotation, biological process: proteolysis. NCBI's taxonomy places the organism in Eukaryota, Fungi, Basidiomycota, Agaricomycetes, Agaricales, Psathyrellaceae.
AUGUCUCCUUUCUUCCAGUGGGCCUUGGUGGCCAGUUCUUGUCUCGUCUCUGCCGUCGUCGCCACGCCCCUCUCCACAAACCCAGAUGGCGUCCCCCGUCGCUCGUCGCCGUUCACUUUGGCGCCCGUCAUCGCCAGCGAGCACCCCCACGGCACAGUGAACAACUCGUACAUCAUCAUGCUCAAGGAUGGUGUCACCGACCAGCUCAAGACCAACCACUUGAACUUCCUCCAGACCCUGCACCGCACGGACCCACUCGUGAGCGACUUCCAGGGUAUCCAGAAGGUCUACGAGGGUAUCCACGGCUACGCCGGCCACUUCAGCGACAGCGUCAUUGAGCAGCUCAGGACGCUCCCUGAAGUCGACUACAUCGAGCGAGACCAGAUUGUGCGCACGCAAGAGUUCACCAUCCAGAAGUCCGCUACCUGGGGUCUUGCGCGUAUCAGCCAUCGACCGCGUCUCACAUUUGGUACUUUCACCAAGUAUCUCUAUGAUGACGUUGCAGGCGAGGGUGUUGAUGUGUAUGUUGUCGACACUGGUAUCAACAUUGACCACGUCGAGUUUGAGGGCCGUGCGUCAUGGGGCAAGACGGUUCCCCAGAACGACAUCGAUGAGGAUGGUAACGGCCACGGUUCCCACUGCGCUGGUACCAUUGCCUCCCGCAAGUACGGUGUCGCGAAGAAGGCCAACGUUAUCGCUAUCAAGGUCUUGGGCACCAACGGAAGCGGAACCAUGUCGGAUGUUAUCGAUGGUGUCCUAUGGGCCGCACAGCAGGCUGCCAAGAAGGCCGCUGCUGCUGACGCCGAGUUCGCUGCAACUGGCCGAACCAGUCACAAGGGCUCUGUUGCCAACAUGAGCUUGGGUGGUGGCAAGUCUCAGGCACUCGACACUGCUGUCAACAAGGCUGUCCUCUCCGGUCUCCACUUUGCCGUUGCCGCCGGUAACGACAACCGCGAUGCUUGUAACUACUCGCCCGCCUCUGCUGAGAACGCCAUCACCGUCGGCGCUUCCACUCUCGGUGACGAGCGUGCCUACUUCUCCAACUGGGGUGCUUGUGUUGAUGUCUUUGCUCCGGGCUUGAACAUCUUGUCAACCUACAAGGGUAGCCGAACUGCCACCUCGACUUUGUCCGGUACCUCUAUGGCCUCUCCCCACACUGCUGGUCUCCUCGCCUACCUCCUCUCCAUCUACCCCCACGCCUCUUUCGACCCCACCUUCGACGCCGAGGAGAACCUCAUCAGCCUUACCAACGACAAGCUGCUUUCGAAGACCACGAGUAUCUACGCUCUCGCUCACGCCACCCUUCCUCAAUGGAUCGCCAACUUCUUGCCUUCUCCCUCAUUAGUUGAGGCUUCCAUCGCCCCUGUUCCCAAGCGACCCACCUUGACGCCUCUUCAAUUGAAGAAGGCCGUGAUUGCUCUUACGACCAAGAACGUCCUUUCUGGUCUUCCCGAGAAUACUGUCAACAAACUCAUUUUCAACAACGCUACUUCCCAUUAGAGCGUUUCAUGAUGUUUUGUGUAACGAUAUAACAGUAUAGCUAUCUUAUUUCGUUGGUGGCCUGGGGGUGGGGUGGAGGAGGGCGUGGUUGUGGUGUUUGUCGUCGUUGAUCGUUUGGUGCACGAGCCUCUUUUUGGUUCCGUUGGCUGUUGACUCUGCUUCCUCAUCUUCGUUUCAAUCCUCCGUUCCUCUUUCCUUUCGUUUGUCUACCAGAUCAUUAUAUCUUUGGAUAUCCUUGGUCGGCUGACUAGUAUCGUUUGGGGACGGAGACGUGGAAGCUAGGAGGUUCGUGGCAGUCGAUGGUUCCCUAGAGAGGUGGUGGAUGCAGAUGAUGGAACGAUGGUGAUAGCUACUCUAUUCCCUUUUUGGUUCUUCGAUGUGGUGGUUCCACCGCCAUUGUGUUCUCUCCCCCCUGUGUACUCGCUUUGCUCUCGCUCUAGUUACGCUCAUUGUACUAUUAGUUUCUCGUUCAUUGUCACGUUGCAAUCUAUUGCAUUCACA